CGUGCACCAUAACACCACAAGUAAACUAAACCUGCCGUGUCCAAGCUUCUCUGCUUUCCAAACAUUAAAGAAAAAGCCUUGUAAUGGCAGCAGCUCAGGCAAUCUCCUCUGCUCUUCUUCUUUUCAUUCUUCAGCUACACUUGUAUGGAACUACCGCUGAUUAUGGAGGAUGGGAGAGUGCUCACGCCACUUUCUACGGCGGUGGUGAUGCUUCAGGCACAAUGGGAGGUGCAUGUGGGUAUGGGAACUUGUACAGUCAGGGGUAUGGAACCAACACUGCAGCUCUAAGCACAGCUUUGUUUAACAAUGGCUUGACCUGCGGUGCUUGCUAUGAAAUGCGAUGCAACAAUGACCCCAGAUGGUGCCUGCCUGGCACCAUCACCGUCACCGCCACAAACUUCUGCCCACCGAAUUUCGCUUUGUCCAACGACAAUGGUGGAUGGUGCAAUCCUCCACUCCAACAUUUCGAUAUGGCAGAGCCUGCUUUCUUGCAAAUCGCACAGUACCGCGCCGGAAUAGUGCCGGUAGCCUUUAGAAGAGUGCCCUGUGUGAAGAAAGGAGGCAUAAGAUUCACCAUUAAUGGCCACUCUUACUUCAACCUGGUCCUCAUCACCAACGUAGGCGGUGCAGGGGAUGUCCAUGCCGUCUCGAUCAAGGGCUCUAAAACAGGGUGGCGACCAAUGUCGAGGAACUGGGGCCAAAACUGGCAGAGCAACUCAUAUCUCAAUGGCCAAAGCUUGUCCUUCCAAGUCACCACCAGCGACGGCAGGACUGUGACAAGCUACAACGUGGUGCCUGCUGGUUGGCAGUUUGGUCAGACCUUCGGAGGGGGUCAAUUUUAA
This is a messenger RNA of Juglans microcarpa x Juglans regia, 842 nucleotides long. Its product is annotated as expansin-A4-like. NCBI's taxonomy places the organism in Eukaryota, Viridiplantae, Streptophyta, Magnoliopsida, Fagales, Juglandaceae. The coding region runs from base 84 to 842 and encodes 252 amino acids. The record is from RefSeq and is a predicted model, not a curated record. Gene Ontology annotation, biological process: plant-type cell wall organization. The transcript has 3 exons. Gene Ontology annotation, cellular component: extracellular region.